CCGGGGCGCACCGACCCGAGCGCUGCGCACCGCUCAGCAGCAUCAGCAGCCUCGCCGCUGCGGCCCCGGGAAGAGGAUUGCGGGCUUCAGGAAGCCCCUGCCCGUCUCUCCCCAGCCAUGGACAGUCCUAGCCUUCGAGAACUUCAACAGCCUCUGCUGGAGGGCACAGCCUAUGACCUCCCGGCCCAGAAGCCUGGCAAACCUGAGCUUGGCUUUCCCUUCCCAGAGUCACUGCGGGGGUGGCACCUCCUCCCUCCACCUCUCCCGUCAGUGAGCGCUGGCCUGGGGGAGCCGGAGCCCGACGACUUAGAGGACACGUCAUCCAGUGACAGUGACUCAGACUGGGAUGCAGGCGACCGUCUGUCCCCACAUCUGCCCCAUGACCACCUCGGCUUGGCAGUCUUCUCUAUGCUUUGCUGUUUCUGGCCUGUGGGCAUCGCAGCCUUCUGUCUGGCCCAGAAGGACCAAGAAAACCCGGACGUGGUCGUGUAUGCCUUUGAUCCCAGCACCCAGAAGGCAGAGAGACCCACCCUAGCUGCAGCUCCGGACCCCACCCUGAAUCCAGAGACUGGCAGUCCAGCGCAUCCCUGGGCAGAGCGGAUGAUCACGGUGACGGUGGAGACCACUGCAGCGUCCAGAAGUCAGAACGAGCGGGAGACCCCUUUCCCUUCCUGGCCAUCCCCCACCACACCAGUGAUGUAAGAGAUUAAACAAGAGACCCCUGCAGCCAAACCCA
Messenger RNA from Jaculus jaculus (lesser Egyptian jerboa), 736 nucleotides. It is a transcript of the gene Tmem91, whose product is annotated as transmembrane protein 91. Bases 118 to 702 code for a protein of 194 amino acids. The transcript has 5 exons. NCBI's taxonomy places the organism in Eukaryota, Metazoa, Chordata, Mammalia, Rodentia, Dipodidae. The record is from RefSeq and is a predicted model, not a curated record. Gene Ontology annotation, cellular component: intracellular membrane-bounded organelle; membrane.